AUGACCAACCCAUUGAUAGAAAACAUUAAAACAAUUCCUCCAGUGACUCGUUUUUUUACCAUAUCAACCGUAUUGGCGUGUUUGGGUGUCACUACAUUUUCUGCCUUUCCGUCGUUGUAUAUCAACCUAAAUGCAUUAUUUAGCGAUUAUACGAUUGUUCGAGCUGUGUUUCGACACGGGCUGUACUUUGACAUUUUUAAGGCUGUUGCCACAGGGAUUCUAGGAUGGUAUAGGUUUGUUACGUCAUUUUUGAUCCCACCAGGUAUCAUGUCUACAAAUAGGAUCAAUGCUUUGUUUGAUGCUUAUUUCUUUUACACAUUCUCCAACCACUUGGAAGCCCAUGAAGGCAAAUUCAAGGGUAAUUUUCCAGACUAUUUAUGGUUUAUUAUCUUGUGUGGGUCGUGUAUUCAAGUGUUCAAUUUGGCAUUGGAAGCUAUCACCGGAAACUACUCGCCAGCUACUUACUUCCCACAUGAGAAUUUGCUAGCCUGCUUGACAUACGUUUGGUCAAGAAGUCUAAAGAAUGCUAGGAUUAAUUUGUUAGGGUUGGUCCCUAUAAAGGCGUAUUAUUUGCCUUUGGGUAACUUAAUCGUGAAGCUAAUACUCGGUGGGCCUGUAUCGCUUAUUGAUACUUUGGUGGGUAUUAUAAGCGGGUACUUGUACCUUUGCGUUCAGCUGAACACUAUGCCAAUCUACAAUUUGCUACCAGGAGCCUAUGGAACUCCAAAGAAAAGGAGAAACGACGAAGGCAGAAGAGUUGGAAUGACACACAUUGAUAAUCCUGCUCAUUUCGGUGGCUUUCAAGCUGAUUACAUCGAGGACAGCAUAUAUGACAAAGGUUACUUGAAGGCACCUCAAUGGUUGUACAACCUUUUGUCAUACCCAACUAACACAUCUGUUAGAGCCACUGCAUUUUCCCCAGCUCCCGGAAGAGCAACUGCUCCCUCUUCUUUCUCAACAAAUCACCAAAGAGAAGCAUCGCCGACCGGAAGCACCACCGGUUACUCAUGGUUUGGAGGGAACACGGCAUUUAAAGGAAAGGGCCAUAGGUUGGGUGAUUAG
Messenger RNA from Lodderomyces parapsilosis, 1062 nucleotides. RefSeq lists its product as uncharacterized. Gene Ontology annotation, molecular function: misfolded protein binding; ubiquitin-specific protease binding. The transcript has a single exon. Lineage: Eukaryota; Fungi; Ascomycota; Pichiomycetes; Serinales; Debaryomycetaceae. The coding region runs from base 1 to 1062 and encodes 353 amino acids. The record is from RefSeq and is a predicted model, not a curated record. Gene Ontology annotation, biological process: endoplasmic reticulum unfolded protein response. Gene Ontology annotation, cellular component: Hrd1p ubiquitin ligase ERAD-L complex; endoplasmic reticulum membrane.